AUGCGAUUGAAACGCGGUCCAGCGGCGGACACUCCGCGAAACCUCGACAGAAUAAUGCAAAAAAAAAAAUACAACAAAAUACACAAAAUACGAAAACCCCGCACAUUCCGCACAUAUUUUUCGGCUAGUGUAUCUGAUAGAUACAAGCGCGGCAUAAGAAAAAAAAAAAACGCGCGCUUCGGCCAACAUGACGAGACAAAAACAAAGUAUAAUUCGCAUUAUCUGAUGUCCAGACAGCAGCAUAAUCACACGCACACCCCCACACAAAUGUGCCCCAUUCAUAGUCACACAGAUACUUUUUCGCGUCGUUUUGGGUUUUCGUGUUUUGCUCGCCUCAUUCUCAUUCUCAGUCGCAAGUCGCAAGUCUCAAGUCUCAAAACUCAUUCUCGGUUCGAAUCUCAGUUACUCUUGCAGAUAAUCCCCCGCCUAUAUCGGCCAGAUUUUAGGUCCAAUGAAUUCGACUACCAAACGCCAGACCUGUGGCAGUUUAAGCAUCCGCAGUGUGGAGGUUUUGAUCAAUCGCCUAUUGCAAUUCACAGACGAAAAGUGAUUCCUCUUAGCUUGCCUCCUCUGACAUUCGGGUUCUACGACGAGCUCUUUGAUGAUCUGGUGACCGUAAAAAACAGUGGACAUACAGUGGAAUUCAAGGUGCCUUCGACGAUUUAUGGACUUAAACCCUAUGUCAGUGGUGGCUUACUGCAGGAUUUCUACGAAGCUGAAUCCGUGCACUUCCAUUGGGGAUCCCGCAAAUCAAAGGGUUCGGAGCACGUGCUCAAUGGUCAUUAUUAUGACCUGGAAAUGCACAUAGUUCAUCGGAAUACUAAAUAUCUGACUUUUGAUGAGGCACUAAACUACACUGACGGAGUGACUGUGCUGGCGGUGCUCUUUAAGGUCGUAAGGCAUGGUCCUGCAUUCUACCAACCCGGACUUAGGGAGAUCUUCAAUUCAUUGCUCCACUUGAGCAACUUUAGCAGCAGCUACACGGUUGAGGAACACCUCACCCUGGGAUCUAUGCUGGGCAACCUGAACAGGGGCAAUUUCUACACAUACAAGGGAUCCCUGACCACGCCCCCCUGCUCACCGGUGGUCCAGUGGCAUGUGUUCGCCGAGGUGCUGCCCAUUUGGAUACAGGACCUGGCCAAAUUUUGGCUGCUGUUCGACGAGCGGAGGCGUCCGCUGCUCAAUAAUACACGACCGUUGCAGUCGCAGGAAAACCGAUUGAUUUUCCACCGGCAACCCUUCCUGCCGCUGCAGCCGGAGCAAUUGCAAGGACUGAUCUGGGUUUAGCCAGAAAAUUAAACGUAGAAACACCCCUUUAUUCUCAAUAAAAUGUAAAGUAUUCUAUACAGAGCUCGUACGGUUGCUCACAUCAGGGGAAUCGAUGGGUACGUUGCA
This is a messenger RNA of Drosophila gunungcola (fruit fly), 1395 nucleotides long. RefSeq names its product carbonic anhydrase 12 (gene CAH8). NCBI's taxonomy places the organism in Eukaryota, Metazoa, Arthropoda, Insecta, Diptera, Drosophilidae. Bases 1 to 1287 code for a protein of 428 amino acids. Gene Ontology annotation, cellular component: cytoplasm. The transcript has 4 exons. The record is from RefSeq and is a predicted model, not a curated record. Gene Ontology annotation, molecular function: zinc ion binding; carbonate dehydratase activity.